AUGACAAGUAAUCUUGACAAAGAUUUACAGGAUCGAAUAUUUUGUACUUGUUAUGGAAUUUACUAUUUUGGUAGUACUUUUUAUCUUAUCUCUGUUGUCUUAUGGUAUUAUAUACCAAAUAUUGAAAAAAAAAUUUGGUAUAAAAUAUGUUUAUGGCCAAUUACAAUUUUCUCUAUUGAUAUUUUAGGAAUUUUAUCCUUUUUUUUGAAUGAUUGGUUAGUUGAUUCGGAGGAUAAUUAUACUUAUGAAUUAGCUCCAUUGUCUAUGUAUCAUGGAAUUAGUAUUGUUGUUUAUUCAAUAUGUAUGAUAAUAUUUUUUCUUUUCUCUCUUACUUUGUUUCUUAUUGAAAUUGCUAAGUUAUGUAAUAAUCAAUUAUCAAAAUUAGAAGCUGAUAAAAAUAAUUUUCAAUCUUUUAAAAUACCAAUUGACAUUUUAUUAAUUAAUUUUUGGUCAAUUAUUAGUUAUAUUAUAAUUUACCCUGGAAAUAGUAUUAUUUUUGGAAUUUUUGUAGCAGACAACUGGGGAGAACAUUUUUUUAAAUAUAGAGCAUUUCUAACUAAUUCAUUAAAAAUAACUAAACAGUAUGAUGAUUUAUUUAUGGUUAUUGCACCAAUAGUUCAAUUUUUAUUAACAGUUAUUUUUUUUAAAGAAUUUAGAGAAUCAUUUUUUUGGAUAAUUACUUGUGGAAAAUUGUAUAAUUAUGAUUUGACUGAAGAUAGCAAUCGAUGGGCUAAAGAAGUUAAGAAUAAAAAUCUUUUUUUGACAAACAAAAAUAACACUUAA
This is a messenger RNA of Strongyloides ratti, 783 nucleotides long. RefSeq lists its product as hypothetical. The transcript has 2 exons. The coding region runs from base 1 to 783 and encodes 260 amino acids. Lineage: Eukaryota; Metazoa; Nematoda; Chromadorea; Rhabditida; Strongyloididae. The record is from RefSeq and is a predicted model, not a curated record.